This is a messenger RNA of Lactuca saligna, 616 nucleotides long. The record is from the annotation of a GenBank genome assembly. Lineage: Eukaryota; Viridiplantae; Streptophyta; Magnoliopsida; Asterales; Asteraceae.
AUGAGAGAUAAGCUUUAUCUCAAUUUUCAAGAUGUAUCUGUGUCGUGUCGUGUCUCUUACAGAUUCAUAAAGAAAAAUAGAGGUGGCAAGGUGGGAGGGUCAACGAUGGCAGUAAGGCAUCAUGGCAGUGGAGUGGUGGUAGUUGUCUCCGGAAGCAGUGACGAGGGACCGCUUCGGCCGUUUGUGACAUCGCCUUCAAUGGCGACUCGGGUAUCACCCUAUUGCUACCUCCUUGUGGGGAGGAGUUCUCCUCCAAAGGACCCUGUUAUGAUUAGAGUUGCUUGACAAUCUGGUAUGCCUUAUUUUCCCCUUAUUACACUUAGUUGUAUUUGAGUGGAUAUCGUGGUUGGAAUUUUUACUAGGGAGAUUAUAUUUGAUGUUAAUUUCUAAUCAAUAUCAGCUCUUCUGUAAGAAAUAGUUCAGGUACAGGGAAUAGAGUACUUGAAAAGGAAAAUAUUUAAACAUGAAAACAUUUCCAUUCCUGUAAUCAAAGACAAGUGACAUUCAACCAACAUUCUGUUCAGUAAUGGAAUUGAGAAGCACAACACACGAAAACUGCAAGAAUUUCGAAGACUAUAGCAGAUUAUCGCCCGACUACAUGACAUGGCACUAAGGU